AUGACGGUAAAAAAUGCUUCAACCAUCGCACAAAAUGGAAAAUUUUCUGCUAAAAAAAGCGGAAACAAAAGCGGAAACAAAAGCAAAGUUAAAGAGGAGCCGGAUGUCAAAAUGGAAGACGCAGAGUCUACAGGAUCCGAAAGUGAUGUUCCUCUCGCUCGCAGGAAGUCUACACUAAAUGGAAAAAAAAGAGGCACAACAAAUGGACAAAAGACGGCUGUGAAACAAGAGGAGAAAUCCGAUUCUGACGAUCAUUCGAAAGUACCCGGCCGCAGGAAAAUUCGUAUAGUGGCCUCUGAAUCUGAAAACAUUUCGGGAUCUGAUAGUGACGUGCCACUUGCACAGCUGAAAGCGAAAGGUUCAAAAUCGGAAGCUAAUACUUUGGAUAAGGGCAAAUCUUCAAGUUCUUCGACGAAGGAACAGGGAGAUAGCAAAAAGGCAAAAAGGAAGAGGGUAGACUCCAGCGACUCGGAAUAUGACGGCAAGAAUACAGCAGCAAAGAAUGGUUCCAAAAAAUCAAUUAAAAAAGCUAUAGCUUCUCGAACUACGGAGGAUAUCGAUAUGAAAGUACCCGUAUCUGAUGAAGACAUUCCAAUUGUUAAAAAAAAGGGAAAAACAAAUGGAAGAAAAACGGCUAUAAUUAAAGAAGAAUCGGAAGAUUCAGAGAGUGAUGUCCCACUGGCUAAAUUAAUGUCUGGAAAGGACUUCGAAGUUGAUAUUAAAAAACCAAUUAUUAAGACUAUUUCCAAAAAUGUAACAAAUGCCAAAAAGUCCGACACACAACGCAAAAAGAAAAAGGAAGAUUCACCAGAAGAAAGUAUGUCUUCAAAGAAACGAGGGAAACAAAAAGUAAAGGAAGAAGAUUCCGAUAAUGAAGAUGAUGAAGAAUUUAAAUGGUGGAAUCAACAAAAUGAUAACAAUGACGGAAGCGAUAAAUGGACUACAUUGGAACACAAUGGCGUAUACUUCCCUCCGCCGUAUGUUCCUCAUAACGUCAAAAUGAAAUAUGAUGGCAAGGAGAUUACUCUUGAACCUGAAGCUGAGGAAGUGGCCAGCUUCUAUGCUGCUAUGUUGGAUGGACGUAAAGAGAAAGUUGGCAAUUUUCGUAUUGAGCCGCCUGGUUUAUUCAGAGGGCGCGGUGCACAUCCUAAAACCGGAUCUUUGAAGGUAACAAUUAAUAUUGGUAAAGGUGCCAAAAUUCCAUCACCACCAGAGGGUCAUAAAUGGGCAGGUGUCAUCCAUGAUCCCACAGUUACUUGGUUAGCGACCUGGAAGGAGAAUGUCAAUGAUAACAUUAAAUAUGUUUUCUUGGCUGCUAAUAGCUCUUUAAAGGGUCUAAGCGACAUGAAAAAAUUCGAAAAAGCACGGGAGUUAAAGAAACACAUCGGUAAGAUUCGGAACGAUUAUCAAGCAAAUCUCCGACAUAAGAACACUGCUACACGCCAAAUGGCUACAGCUAUGUAUCUGAUUGAUCGUCUGGCUCUCAGAGCUGGUAAUGAAAAAGACAUUAAUGAAGAAGCUGAUACCGUUGGAUGUUGCUCCCUUCGUCCUGAACAUGUAACACUCAUCCCUCCAAACACAGUUAGAUUUGAUUUCUUGGGUAAAGAUUCUAUUAGAUAUAUCAACACUGUAGAGGUUGAAGACCAAGUUUUCAAAAAUCUUGCAAUAUUCAUGAAAGGAAAGGAUGAACCAGAAGACCUAAUAUUUGAUCGAGUAAAUACACAGUUAAAUGAAUUAACUAAAGAAGAAAGUUCAAUAGCCGAAAAGAUAUUCGCUUAUAAUCAAGCAAAUCGUCAAGUCGCUAUUCUUUGCAAUCAUCAACGUUCUGUUAGUAAAGCUCAUGGAAAUCAAAUGAGCAAGAUUGAGGAUAAGAUAAAAGCUUUCAAAUAUCAACGAAUGAAACUUAAAAAAGCCAUAUUAGCCUUGGAACCAAAGUUAAGAAAGAAACGACCCGAACUUCUUGAGGAAGAAUCUGAUCUUGAUGAAGAAUGGAUUAUUGAAUAUGAAAGACAAUUGAUGGAGAAAGAACAAUUGAAAGCUUUGCUUCAAGAAGUUGAUCAAAAGGAGAAAGAACUGGAAAGAGAACGCAUUUCUGGUAAAGUCGAACCUAAAAAAGGCUUAACUGUGGAGAAAGCGGAAGAAAAAAUUCAAACUUUGAAUGCAAAAAUCAAAGAGACAAAACUUUUAAAGGAUGACAAAGAAUCAAAUAAGACUACUGCAUUAGGUACAUCCAAGAUCAAUUACAUUGACCCUCGUAUUUCUGCCGCUUGGUGUUUAAAAUACAAAGUGCCUUAUGAGAAGAUUUUCAAUAAGAGCUUACGUGACAAAUUCAAGUGGGCUAUUGACAUAGUUGAUGCGGAUUGG
Molecule: messenger RNA, 2364 nt
Organism: Racocetra fulgida
Lineage: Eukaryota; Fungi; Glomeromycota; Glomeromycetes; Diversisporales; Gigasporaceae
Source: the annotation of a GenBank genome assembly